Messenger RNA from Sphaerodactylus townsendi, 7937 nucleotides. RefSeq names its product myosin VA (gene MYO5A). Gene Ontology annotation, biological process: vesicle transport along actin filament; actin filament organization. Gene Ontology annotation, molecular function: actin filament binding; microfilament motor activity; ATP binding. Gene Ontology annotation, cellular component: vesicle; actin cytoskeleton; myosin complex. Lineage: Eukaryota; Metazoa; Chordata; Lepidosauria; Squamata; Sphaerodactylidae. The coding region runs from base 372 to 5948 and encodes 1858 amino acids. The record is from RefSeq and is a predicted model, not a curated record. The transcript is spliced from 41 exons.
CGAGGCCGCCCCCUCCCCACGACCCCUCUGGGCAUCUCCUCCCCGGCCGGCACUUCGCCCGGGCAGCCGGUGGGCGGCAGGGCGCGCUCGGGAGUGCGAUCCCGGGCCGGCUGUGUGGUACCCACAAUGCCUGAAGAGCCGCCGCCGCCGAAGGUGGGGGCCUGCCGAGCGGCUGCCGCCUCCUCCUCCUCCUCCCCAUCCUUCGCCGCCGCCGCCGCCGCCGCGCUUCCCAGGUAGCAACAUGGCGAGCUCGGCGGCCUGAGGCGGCAGCAGCGCCUCCUUAGCAACCUCCUUCCCGCUCCAGCCUCCCGCAACCGCGCCCUGCCGCUCGGGCCUCCUCCGGCGGAGAGGGGACGGCCGCCCAGCUCGCCAUGGCAGCCUGCGAGCUCUACACCAAGUAUGCAAGGAUUUGGAUCCCGGAUCCCGACGAAGUCUGGAAGUCAGCAGAACUUCUGAAAGAUUAUAAAUCAGGAGACAAAGUCCUCCAUCUCAGACUUGAGGAUGGGAAGGAUCUCCAAUACAAACUUGAUCCUAAAACUAAGGACCUUCCGCCCUUGCGAAACCCGGACAUACUUGUGGGUGAAAAUGACCUGACCGCGCUCAGCUAUCUUCAUGAACCUGCUGUUCUCCAUAACCUCAAAGUUCGAUUUAUAGACUCAAAACUCAUCUAUACAUAUUGCGGCAUCGUUUUAGUGGCCAUAAAUCCUUAUGAGCAGCUGCCCAUCUAUGGCGAAGAUAUCAUCAAUGCGUACAGUGGCCAGAACAUGGGGGAUAUGGACCCGCACAUCUUUGCUGUGGCGGAGGAAGCGAUUUUAAAAAUCAAACUAACUUGUUUCUAUUUCAGAGACGAACGGAACCAGUCAAUCAUCGUGAGCGGGGAAUCUGGAGCCGGCAAGACAGUCUCCGCGAAGUACGCGAUGAGAUAUUUUGCCACCGUCAGUGGAUCUGCCAGCGAAGCUAACGUCGAAGAGAAAGUAUUGGCUUCCAAUCCUAUAAUGGAGUCUAUUGGGAAUGCCAAAACCACGCGGAACGACAACAGUAGCCGUUUUGGGAAGUACAUUGAAAUUGGAUUUGACAAGAGGUAUCGAAUCAUUGGUGCUAACAUGAGAACUUACCUCCUAGAAAAAUCAAGAGUGGUGUUCCAGGCGGAAGAGGAGAGGAACUAUCAUAUCUUCUACCAACUCUGUGCUUCUGCGACUUUGCCUGAAUUUAAGACGUUGCGAUUAGGGGGUGCAAACUAUUUUCAUUACACAAAGCAAGGGGGCAGUCCAGUGAUUGACGGAAUCGACGACGCCAAGGAAAUGCUGAAUACCCGGCGGGCAUGCACGUUGCUAGGUAUCGUCGAUUCCUAUCAGAUGGGAAUUUUCCAGAUCCUCGCUGCUAUUCUUCACCUGGGCAAUGUGGCAUUCACCUCUCGAGACGCUGACAGCUGUACGAUACCACCCAAACACGAACCCCUCAGCAUCUUCUGCGAUCUCAUGGGCGUGGAGUAUGAACAGAUGGCUCACUGGCUUACCCACAGGAAACUGGCCACGGCUACCGAGACCUACAUCAAGCCAAUUUCCAAGCUGCAGGCCGUCAACGCCAGGGACGCUCUCGCAAAGCAUAUCUACGCCAAUCUCUUCAACUGGAUCGUGGAUCACGUGAACAAAGCUCUGCAUUCCACCAUGAAGCAGCAUUCUUUCAUUGGGGUCUUGGACAUCUAUGGGUUUGAAACAUUUGAGAUCAACAGCUUUGAACAGUUUUGUAUCAAUUAUGCCAACGAGAAACUGCAGCAACAAUUCAAUAUGCAUGUCUUUAAACUGGAACAAGAAGAAUACAUGCGGGAACAAAUUCCAUGGACCUUGAUUGAUUUCUAUGAUAAUCAGCCUUGUAUUAACCUGAUAGAGGCCAAACUGGGCGUUUUGGAUUUGCUGGAUGAGGAAUGCAAGAUGCCUAAAGGUUCUGAUAAUAGCUGGGCCCAGAAGUUGUACAAUACGCACUUGAAUAAAACAGCCCUUUUUGAGAAACCCCGACUGUCAAACAAAGCGUUCAUCAUCCAGCACUUUGCAGACAAGGUGGAGUAUCAGUGUGAAGGAUUUUUGGAAAAAAACAAAGAUACCGUCUAUGAAGAACAAAUCAAAGUUCUCAAAUCAAGUAAGCUGAAGAUACUUUCUGAGCUGUUUCAGGACGUGAAGGUCAUCAGUCCCACUUCGGCGACGCCUUCUGGCCGCACGCCAUUGUCUCGAGCGCCUGUUAAACCCACCCAGUCCAAGACAGCCCAAGCAAGCAAGGAACACAAGAAAAGCGUGGGGCAUCAGUUCCGAAAUUCUCUGCAGCUCCUGAUGGAGACCCUCAAUGCCACAACUCCACAUUACGUGCGGUGUAUUAAGCCAAAUGACUUCAAAUUUCCAUUCAUGUUUGAUGAAAAGCGAACCGUGCAACAGCUUAGAGCUUGUGGCGUGCUGGAAACCAUCCGAAUCAGUGCUGCAGGUUUCCCCUCAAGGUGGACGUAUCAAGAAUUCUUCAGCCGGUAUCGUGUCCUGAUGAAACAGAAAGAUGUCCUCGGGGACAGGAAACAGACAUGCAAAAAUGUCUUGGAGAAGCUGAUUCUGGACAAGGAUAAGUACCAGUUUGGGAAGACGAAGAUAUUUUUCCGCGCCGGCCAAGUGGCCUUUUUGGAAAAAAUAAGGUCUGAUAAGCUGAGAGCCGCUUGUGUCCGCAUCCAGAAGACUAUCAGGGGGUGGCUGAUGAGGAAGAAGUAUCUCCGCAUGAGGAAGGCGGCCAUCACCAUUCAGAGAUAUGUCAGAGGAUACCAGGCGCGUUGCCUUGUCACCUUUCUUCGAAGAACCAGAGCCGCCACCAUUAUUCAGAAAUUCCAGCGCAUGUACACCAUUCGCAAGCGGUAUCGUUGCAAGCGAGCAGCCACUGUGGUUCUGCAGUCGUAUUUACGAGGAUACAUUGCUAGGAAGCAGUACCGGAAGAUGCUGCGGGAACACAAGGCUACUGUUAUUCAGAAGCGCGUGCGUGGCUGGCUGGCUCGCUUGCACUACCGCAGGGCUCUGGAGGCAAUUGUCUACCUGCAGUGCUGUUACCGGCGCAUGAUGGCCAAGCGAGAGCUGAAGAAGCUGAAGAUCGAGGCCCGAUCCGUGGAACACUACAAGAAGCUCAAUUUUGGCAUGGAGAACAAGAUCAUGCAGCUUCAGCGUAAAAUUGACGAGCAGAGCAAAGACUCCAAGUCUUUACUUGAGAAGCUAACUCAUCUAGAGGCAACGUACAGUUCCGAGAAGGAAAAGCUCAGGAGUGACGUAGAAAGGCUGAAGAUGAGCGAGGAAGAGGCGAAGAACGCCACCAACCGGGUGCUAAGCCUUCAGGACGAGAUUAGCAAGCUCCAAAAAGAACUGCACCAAACGCAGUCUGAGAAGAAGCUGAUCCAAGAAAAGUCGGAGAUAUACAAACAGGAAACAGAUGUGUUGGUGCUGGAACUGAAAGAGCAGAACAUGCUACUCAAAAAAGAAAAAGACGACCUGAACCAUCGCAUCCAGAACCAAGCCAAAGAGAUGACAGAUGCCAUGGAGAAGAGGCUCCUGGAAGAGACGCAGCAGCUGGAGCUGGACCUGAACGACGAGAGGCUGCGCUACCAGAACCUGCUCAACGAGUUCAGCCGCUUGGAGGAGCGAUACGACGACCUGAAGGACGAAAUGAAGUUGAUGGUGACCAUCUCUAAACCUGGGCACAAGAGAACCGAUUCCACACACAGCAGCAAUGAAUCGGAAUACACCUAUAGCUCCGAGAUCACAGAGGCUGAAGAGUUUCCCAUGAGAAUGGAGGAACCAAGUGAAAAGAAGGCACCUCUGGACAUGUCUUUAUUCCUCAAACUACAAAAACGGGUUUCCGAGCUGGAGCAGGAAAAGCAGUCCAUGCAGGAUGAAUUGGACAGGAAGGAGGAGCAAGUCCUUCGCGCCAAGGCCAAGGAAGAAGAGCGGCCCCAGAUGAGAGGAGCAGAACUGGAAUAUGAAUCUCUUAAGCGCCAGGAGCUUGAAUCAGAAAACAAGAAACUCAAAAAUGAGCUGAACGAGCUGCGGAAGGCGUUGACCGAAAAGAGCCCCCCGGGUGUCACUGCUCCGGGUGCGCCAGCGUACAAGGUCCUCUUGGAACAGAUGACCUCAGUCAGCGAAGAGUUGGAGGUCCGCAAGGAAGAAGUCCUCAUCCUCAGGUCACAGCUGAUGAGCCAAAAAGAGGCCAUUCCAAUCAAGGAUGAUAAGAACACCAUGACAGAUUCCACAAUCCUUUUGGAGGAUGUACAGAAGAUGAAGGACAAGGGAGAGAUCGCCCAAGCGUACAUCGGUCUGAAGGAAACGAACAGGCUCCUAGAAUCUCAAUUGCAGACCCAGAAGAGGAGCCACGACAAUGAGCUGGAAGCCCUCCGGGGCGAGAUACAGAGCCUGAAGGAAGAGAACAACCGCCAGCAGCAGCUGUUGGCACAGAACCUGCAGCUGCCCCCUGAGGCUCGGAUAGAGGCCAGCCUGCAGCAUGAGAUCACCCGCCUGACCAACGAGAACCUGUAUUAUGAGGAGUUAUAUGCAGAUGACCCCAUGAAGUAUCAGUCGUACCGGAUUUCGCUUUACAAACGGAUGAUAGAUUUAAUGGAGCAGCUUGAGAAACAGGAUAAGACCGUUCGCAAGCUGAAAAAGCAGCUCAAAGUCUUUGCCAAAAAGAUUGAUGAACUUGAAGUUGGCCAGAUGGAGAACAUUUCGCCUGGACAAAUAAUCGAUGAGCCGAUCCAUCCCGUUAACAUUCCGCGGAAGGAAAAGGAUUUUCAAGGAAUGUUGGAAUAUAAGAAGGAGGAUGAGCCAAAGCUUGUCAAAAAUCUUAUUUUAGACUUGAAGCCACGCGGGGUGGCAGUCAACCUCAUUCCGGGUCUACCAGCGUAUAUUUUGUUCAUGUGCGUCCGCCACGCUGACUACCUGAACGAUGACCAAAAAGUCAGGUCUUUGCUGACUUCCACAAUUAACGGCAUCAAAAAAAUUCUGAAGAAAAGAGGUGACGAUUUUGAAGCGGUGUCCUUCUGGCUGUCUAACACCUGCCGUUUCCUACACUGUUUGAAGCAGUACAGCGGUGAAGAGGGAUUUAUGAAGCACAACACGCCCCGUCAGAAUGAACACUGCCUCACCAAUUUCGACCUUGCGGAGUACAGACAAGUCCUGAGCGAUUUAGCCAUUCAGAUCUAUCAGCAGCUUGUCAGGGUGUUAGAAAAUAUUCUGCAGCCCAUGAUCGUUUCAGGAAUGCUGGAGCAUGAAACAAUCCAAGGUGUGUCAGGAGUGAAGCCAACUGGCCUCCGAAAGAGGACCUCCAGCAUUGCGGACGAAGGGACGUACACGCUGGACUCCAUCAUCCGGCAGCUGAACACCUUCCACUCAAUCAUGUGUCAACAUGGGAUGGACCCAGAGCUGGUCAAGCAGGUAGUCAAGCAGAUGUUCUACAUAAUCGGAGCUGUGACCCUUAAUAACCUGCUGCUGCGAAAAGAUAUGUGUUCGUGGAGCAAAGGAAUGCAGAUAAGAUACAACGUAAGUCAACUUGAAGAAUGGCUACGGGACAAAAAUCUGAUGACCAGUGGGGCCAAAGAGACGCUGGAGCCCCUGAUUCAGGCUGCCCAGUUGCUGCAGGUGAAAAAGAAGACGGAUGAAGAUGCUGAGGCCAUUUGUUCGAUGUGCAACGCCUUAACUACUGCACAGAUCCUCAAAGUUUUGAAUUUGUAUACUCCAGUUAAUGAAUUUGAAGAAAGAGUGACGGUGUCUUUUAUCCGGACAAUUCAGAUGCGCAUGCGAGACAGGAAAGACUCUCCUCAGCUCUUAACGGACGCGAAGCAUAUUUUCCCCGUUACGUUCCCGUUUAACCCAUCGUCACUCGCGUUAGAAACUAUCCAGAUCCCAGCCAGCUUGGGUCUAGCAUUUCUCACUCGUGUCUGAAUCAAGUGUAUACUUAGUCAUUGAUCAUAAGUUGUUUUUGCCUGUGAUUUUAAAUAACGAAAAUUAGGAUUCUGGGAAACCAUUGGGGGGGAUGGAAAUAUAAUAGUGUAAAUGUCCUAAACUCCAUGGCAGGUCGAGGAUGCUGCCAGGCGGGAAGGCUGAUGGAAAUGUAUAAAUCAUCAUUCACGUACUGAGGCCUAUAUAAAGUUUGUAGAGUUAAACUAUUUUUUUUUCCAGUUCAGAUCAAAUGCUUUUUCUCCUCCGUUGGCUGUAAGCUGGCUCAUAUUUGAACCCGGAGGCGAAGGCAGCCUACGGUCCAGCAGAUUGGGAGAUUAUUUAUUUCUUCUGGGAUCAGAACUGGAUUUGUCUGUGGCUGAUGGGCACGAGGAGUCCAGUUAUUCUUGGAGCCAGCUGGGAAGGCAGCUCUCCAGUUUAGGAAGACUGUCCAGUUUACACCUGGCAAAUUAGAAGUGUACCCCCGCUGUGUUUGAAGUAGCCGCCAGCGCCAGGUACACGUGGUGGAACAGAAGGAGAAAAGCUGCCGGUGUGGACGGCGCAUCUCAUUCCUUGAUGUGAUUCUCACUCUCACUUUGAUAACUUGAGGGGACAUUUUUCACACGUUCAGUUUUAGUUAAUUUAUAUAAUGAGUUUAGUGAAGUAUAUAAGCAUUUAGGGGCAUCUCCGGUAUGAGAUGUUAAGAGACUGGAAAGAAAUAAUAUACACUGGCAGCGGAGGAACACAAUUCACAAGGCAUAUGGCCUGCCAAGCCCCAUUCAACUACACAGGAGUACAGUUGCAUUGCUGAACAAUUCCCAUGUGCAUCUGUGGGGAGUGUACGAUCGGAAUUCGUAGUAGACUGCACCCCAAAGAGGUCAUCUGUCAAACAGCUUCCCCAAUUUAUGUCACCGUGACAUCAAUUGACACAUUUAAAAAAAGUCUUUUUGGCUUGGUACGACGUAGCUGUUCAUUUAGUGAGUACUAUUCCGCAGCGCUAUUUCCAAGUGCUGCUGUGUGUUGUGUUCUUUGAAUUGUGCGAUAAUAAUCUUUAGGCAACAAAAAAAAAUGGAAAAAAAGAAAACAACUUGAAAAAGUCCAGUCUUUUCAAUAGGGUUUUUACGCAAGCGUCAAGAAAUAUCACCAGUUAAUAGGAAACGGUAGCUAAGCACAAAUUACAAACUGUAAGGUGCGUUAAUAAUUGUAUUUAAGGUAUGUUUACUGAAGUAUUCAAGUCUUUGAAUCCAAUGAACAAAACCCAAUCAUGUAAUGUUUUAUUAUUUAUUUAUUAUUAUGGCGUUCAUCCGUUUUUUUCACCUUUUUAAAAAUUUCCAGUGGCAAUAGUGAGGUGCGUGUUUGAAGUAAUACUAUUCAUCUAGGGUAAGAGAAUAUGGCAUAGUCUCAGAUCCAUAGCUGAAGGAGGAAUUCUCCCCCUCCCUCCCCCACAAAUCCCUUAAUUAUCUUGCUACAUAUUUAAUAUUUCAAAUGUAAAGCAAAUCUGACACGGUUACACUUUUUAAAGAAUAUUUUGCUUCUCUUGAUAUUUCACUGGAUGUGACCCAAACAAAGAGAACGCUUGACGUGAAAGAUGUUUGUUAGGAUCUCACACGUUUCUGUUAGUUUCGCCUCACCGUGGAGCUGACGUUUCAAAAUGUCUGUUGGGCCUUAAAGCUCAACGAUUUCCAGGGCUCGUUUUCUUUCUUUUAAAUGUGAUCAGCAAUGAUCAGAGAUACAUAGCAGGAAUGACAUAUUUUGAAAUUUGCCACGUGCAAUAUUUUAAUGUAUUAUAGCAACUGUUCUGUAUAUUUAUUUUAAAACAUAUCUACCGGUAUGUGCUGCGCAGGCCUACUGUUAUGCUGUUCUGGUACCAGACACGAUUUCCCUGCAAAUCCUUGGAAACGACGUUACUGUUGUUUGAGAAGGCCUAGAUGUUCCAGGUUUUACAGAAGGAUAAAUGUACAUGGGUACUGAUAAAAAUAAAGUGAACUUUUAUUA